AUGUCAUCCUCCGCCGUCCCCAAGUACGCCCUCAUCACCGGCUGCAGCGCCGGCGGCAUCGGUCACGCGCUCGCCAUCGAGCUCAUCUCGAGAGCAGGAUAUCACGUCAUUGCCACUGCACGGCGGCUCGAGUCCAUGGAGCAGCUCGCGAGCCUUGGCGCCACCACGAUGAGUCUCGACGUCGUCGACGUCGACAACAUCCGCAAGGUCCGCGAUGCUGUUGCUGCCAUGACCGGCGGCAAGCUGCACAUCCUCGUGAACAACGCGUGCCGUCCCGUGUGCUCCACGCCCCCUUCUCACUGGCCGAUGCUGCAAGGCCCGCUCGUGCCCGUGAUCGACAUGUCCAUAUCCGAGGUGCGGGACUGCAUGGACGUCAACUUCAUCGGGCCCGUCUGCAUGGUGCAGGAGUUCGUGCACCUGCUCAUCGCGUCUGGCGACGGGCGCAUCCUCCAGAUCGGCAGCGUGGGGGGCAUCAUGCCGCUCCCGUUCUGCGCGAUAUACAACGCGAGCAAGGCCGCGCUCGCCGCCUUCGGCAACACCAUCCGCCUCGAGCUCGCGCCCUUCAACGUAAAAGUGACGACCGUCAUCGCGGGCGGCGUCAAAACGAAUAUCGUCAAGCCGCACAUGCACUACCUCCCCGACAAGUCGAUGUACAAGCCCUAUGAGCCGCUGUACACGGAGAAGCGCACUCACCGCGCCUCUGCAGACGGCGUGAUGGAGCCCGCACAGUUCGCGCGGCGCGUGAUCAGCGAGAUCGUCAAGCCGCAUCCGCGCGCGUGGCUCUGGGCGGGCUCGUACACCUGGAUGUGCUGGCUGGUCGACAAGCUGGUCGGAAUGCCCGGCUUCGUGAGUGUCGUUUCUCACUCCCCUGCGUCCUGCGUCAGGGAAGAGGCGGUAUGCCCAUGCUGA
This is a messenger RNA of Postia placenta MAD-698-R-SB12, 909 nucleotides long. RefSeq lists its product as hypothetical. NCBI's taxonomy places the organism in Eukaryota, Fungi, Basidiomycota, Agaricomycetes, Polyporales, Adustoporiaceae. Gene Ontology annotation, cellular component: lipid droplet; endoplasmic reticulum. The record is from RefSeq and is a predicted model, not a curated record. The transcript is spliced from 6 exons. Bases 1 to 909 code for a protein of 302 amino acids. Gene Ontology annotation, molecular function: acylglycerone-phosphate reductase (NADP+) activity; triacylglycerol lipase activity. Gene Ontology annotation, biological process: triglyceride catabolic process; phosphatidic acid biosynthetic process.